Messenger RNA from Lingula anatina, 3258 nucleotides. Its product is annotated as tubulin tyrosine ligase 3. Lineage: Eukaryota; Metazoa; Brachiopoda; Lingulata; Lingulida; Lingulidae. The record is from RefSeq and is a predicted model, not a curated record. Gene Ontology annotation, cellular component: microtubule cytoskeleton; axoneme. Gene Ontology annotation, biological process: cilium assembly; cilium movement; protein polyglycylation. Gene Ontology annotation, molecular function: protein-glycine ligase activity, initiating.
AAAGAUAGAGGGGAGACCAGUGACUCUUCCACAUGCGUGACACCUUCUCCAGUCUCAGCCUCUCCCACAGAACAAAUUAAUAACAAAGACAUGAGGGAAUUCACCAUGCCAGUACUGUCCAGUGGUGGGCCCACAAUGUCCACUACAGGGCUGACCAGGUCUAAUAAAAUAACCACCUCAUCUUCCGGUACAGGUCUUAACAGACUGAUGAAUGGACCUCUUGCCAAUAGUAAUUCCAAUGUGAUCAUCAGAAGCCAGAGGAACAGGUUACGCCAUAGCAUGCCAGAGCCUGGACUGUCUGAUACAGACGAUAAAGAUGAUGAGCCUGAACACAUAGGCCACAGCAGAAGUAAAACCAUGCCACCCUCAGAUCUGGGCACUGGACUGAACCGACCCAAGAUGAACAGCAGAAAACUGGCCAUGGUCAACUUAGACAGGGUGAAGAACGCCAAGAUGAUUGCAGAAAAAGCUGCCAAGCAACGCCGAGUGUUCACCAUUGUUGGGCCCUACCCCACUAUGAGAACGACUAUGAGAAAGAGAGGAUGGGUUGAGAAGUUUUAUCGCACAGAGAGUAACCCAAAGAAAUCCCCAAGAAAGAAGAAACCAUCCAAUGGCGGAGAUGAUGACGAUGAUGAUGAUGACGACGACGAUGAUGAUGGAGAUUAUGAUGAUGAUGAUGAUAUGGGUAAGGAUGAAAAUGCUGUUCCUCCUUGGGAAGAAGAAGAUGGGAUUUAUGGCAUUAUGUCCCGUGUGAUCAGAAAUGUGACCCCCACCUUCAUCUGGAGUGUCAGACGUGAUGCCAUUGACUGCAAGUUCCUGAGGAAAGAGCAAAUGUUCAACCAUUAUGGAAAGGCCACUUUUACAACAAAGGUUGGUCUUCUUGGUGGUAUGAGGAACACUUUAUGGUUUGAAGAUGCUGACCCAGAUGCAUUUUUUCCACGUUGUUACAAACUGAGUAAUGAUGAAGAGAAAGAGGCCUUUACUGAUGACUACAGGUUCACCACCUGCAUGAACAUCCUGAAGUGGGUGGUUGAAAAAUCAGAGUAUGUAGAUAUAGCAGAUGACACAGCAGAUGUGCCAGAGAGCCCCAGAGCAGAGGCACAACCAGAGCAAUCCCAACUACCACAAUCACAACUACCACAAUCACAGCAGGUGCAAUGCACAAACCCUGACUGUACCAAGUCAAAGCCUGGAAGUACAGAGGGCAACACCUGUAUUCAUCAAAGUCAGAGUUCUAGUUUACUGUCUCCCAGAGUAGCUUCAACUAGUCCCAGUAAAAGUCCUACAGUCGGCAGCAUCACACCCAGGUCUAAGAAGGGCAAGAAAAAGGGCGGUCUUGUCCCCAUGAGGGCUGUAGACCUGUCCAUACAGCAGUGUGAGAAGUUCCUACAGGAGAGAGAACACCUGGAUGUGGACCUGGACUCUGAUCCACAUGAACUGUCACCUCCUCAGUGGGAUCAGAUAAUCCAGUGGUUUUACCAGUUAGUUCAUGAUGGUGCUACAAUCCAGAAUGCCAGGGCGCGUAUACAGGAAUGCCAGAUCAUGCUGGACAGGCUCAGGGAACACUGGCCGCAGCUGGACCUGGAUGGAACGAGGAACGUCUGGAUUGUCAAGCCGGGCGCCAAGUCUCGUGGUCGCGGAAUCACGUGCUAUGACAGGCUAGAGGACAUGCUGGCGCUGGUCAGCAGCUCCGUGGUGAAGAAGGACAGCAAAUAUGUGGUUCAGAAAUAUAUGGAGAGGCCUGUACUUGUUCACAACACAAAGUUUGACAUCCGCCAGUGGUUCCUGGUGACGGACUGGAACCCUCUGACCAUGUGGUUCUACCAGGACUGCUACCUCAGGUUCUGUUCACAGGAAUACACACUAGAGGACUUCAAUGAGUCCAUCCAUCUUUCAAACAAUGCCAUACAGAAGCACUAUGAAAACAAUGCUAGUCGUUCCUCAGAGCUUCCAGAUGAUAACAUGUGGAGCAGUGAAGAAUUCCAGCAAUAUUUGGAUAAACGUGGAAUUGGUAGAAAAGUGUGGCAGGAAGUGGUGUAUCCAGGGAUGAAGAAGGCUAUACUCUGUGCUUUACUCACGGCACAGGAUGUGGUGGAGGGCAGAAAGAAUUCCUUUGAGUUGUAUGGUGCUGACUUCAUGUUGACAGAGGACUUCAGGCCGUGGUUGAUUGAAAUUAACUCCAGCCCCAGCAUGUGCACCAGCACCAAAGUGACCGCCGAGAUGUGUCCAGCUGUCCUGGACGAUGUGGUCAAAGUUGUUGUGGACAGAAAAUAUGACAAAAACUGUGAUAUCGGACGCUUUGAGCUCGGGUACAAGCAGCCCACUGUCAAUGUUCCACCUUACAUUGGCCUGGACAUGUCUGUGGAAGGCUGUGGGAUUAGAAAACCAGGCUUCGUCCGUAAACAGCAAUACAUGGAUACCUCUUCUAGUCGGGACAACAACUCAACCUUAGUCUCGGGAGAUACCUCACCUCGAAAUUCCACCGACAAGGCAGCUACAUCAAAAGUCAAUUCUGUGACACCUAAAACCUCACAAGACUCGUCAUCCAGCAAUACUCAAGCUAAGGAGCCUCCAAAAGUGGUUGUGAAACCCAAGUUAAGACUUUCGAAUAGCGAACCCAAGUCAACCCGUCCAACGAUUGUUGGAGCACAGAAUAAUUUUAACAGCAAGAUGAUCACAGUGAGACAGUCGUCCAAACCUCCAGUGUUAGCAUCAACGGAGGAUGUUUCUCCCCCUCCUCCAAUGGCCUCUGUGUCACCCAUUAUUUCUUCACCAAGAGGUAAUUAUAACGUGGUCAUUAAACAUAAAACCAGGAAAUUGUUAAAGAAAUACGAAAAGUACACCAAUGUUAGUAAGAGGGAGGAUUUGGAACAAAAGUAUGGGCUUACCCUGCCCAAGGUCCCCUACGCCAAUAUCCCUGCGUUGAAUGCCAGGGAGAAGAGUUUCCAGUUGACCAAAAAGCCCAAACUUAGGUUAAUCCGAGCUCUCUCCCCUGAUAGCCUCAGCACUGACCGUACACGCCCUGGUCAGUUUAAUCAUUUGUUCAGGGUACUGGACAAUGCAGUGUGACUACUGAUAUAUACGUACUUGUAGCUGUUAUGUAUAAUGGCGAUAAGGCUUGGUUUAAGUAUUUAUUUUGUGCAGUUGAAGUGGAAGCUUUUGUUGAAUUAUUGUUGAAACUUCUACUACACUUGCAGUGCUUUUAUAUGAGAAAAUGUUAUUGAACAUUAUCGUAUACGCUUGGCUAAAUUUAAAAAU